Penicillium subrubescens is the source of this 702-nucleotide messenger RNA. Its product is annotated as putative pathogenesis associated protein Pep2. Lineage: Eukaryota; Fungi; Ascomycota; Eurotiomycetes; Eurotiales; Aspergillaceae. The record is from RefSeq and is a predicted model, not a curated record. The transcript has 2 exons. The coding region runs from base 1 to 702 and encodes 233 amino acids.
AUGCCUGACUUGCACUCUCUUCCCGAAGGCACUUGGCCCGAGCAGGCCAUUCGCAACAAUGGUCCUGAUAAUCUCGUUCUGGAGCGCGCAAAACUGCGUGAGCUUGCGGAAGGCUGGCCCUGCUACCGUGAUGCUUGUGAGUGGGAGAAUUUCGAAUCAAUCUUUCACGAGGACGCCUAUGUAUACACAACCUGGUCUGGCCGAGUCUCCUAUAAAGAUUUCAUGGCCGCUUCCAAAGCCGGCAUGGAUAAAGGCGCCUUUAUCAUGCACCGCUGCCACGGAGUGACCACAGACAUCACUCCAGAUGCCACUCGUGCCGUCACCAAGAUGAAGGCAACCAUCACACAGCGCUUCACGAUUGAUGGAUGUGAGGUUGACGCAGAGGCAGACUGCCGGUUCUGUUUCUUCUUCGAAAAAGCCAAUGGCCGCUGGGGUGCGCGAUUUGUUCGUCAUUGGUAUGAGAAGGAUAAGCUGUUACCUGUCAACCCAAACAAGAUUCCACGCAUCAAUGAUGAGAAGCUCAACUCGUACCCUGAGGGAUACAAGUGUCUUGCCUACUGUCAGGAACUCACGAUGGGGGUUACCGUCCUAAGAGACAUGCCCGGGCACCGAAGACACGUUGGUACUGUUUGUGGGGAGAAACAUGAUCUACUAUAUCGGCUUUCCAAGGAUUGGUUGGAUGGGAAGACCAUUGAUGUCUAA